AUGAACGGUGAAUACAACGGAUUUGCAGCAUGGAUGUUGAAAGAAAACCCAAAUCAAAUACUUGUGUGGUGUUAUGCUCACAUCCUAAACUUGGUCAUUUCCGAUACUUGUGGAUCCAUACUGUCUAGCCUCUCGCUUUUUAGACUUUCUACUAUUGGUGAAACAAGUUUAUGGUCAAAAGAUACAGCCUUGAAGAAGAUAUUUGGUGAAUUUUCAAAUACAGAUUCUGGAUUAUACGUUGUACUUGUUUCCGUGUUGUAUCAUAUUGAAAAUAAUUCGCAUUUUAAAUUUGAAGUUUGUCAAAAAGCAAAAAGAAUUAAAAGAAAGGCUCCUUAA
This is a messenger RNA of Helobdella robusta, 336 nucleotides long. RefSeq lists its product as hypothetical. NCBI's taxonomy places the organism in Eukaryota, Metazoa, Annelida, Clitellata, Rhynchobdellida, Glossiphoniidae. Bases 1 to 336 code for a protein of 111 amino acids. The transcript has 2 exons. The record is from RefSeq and is a predicted model, not a curated record.